Molecule: messenger RNA, 3735 nt
Organism: Volvox carteri f. nagariensis
Lineage: Eukaryota; Viridiplantae; Chlorophyta; Chlorophyceae; Chlamydomonadales; Volvocaceae
Exons: 12
Coding region: 1-3735 (1244 amino acids)
Biological process (GO): transmembrane transport
Cellular component (GO): membrane
Source: RefSeq, a predicted model, not a curated record
AUGGGGAUACAGAUGGAGGUCCCCGAGAACCACACAUCGCCUGCUGCAACUCCAGCACAUGCCCGCGCCUCUCCCAACAGCCCUAGCACCACGAGCUCAGACCCCUCGCGGGCGUCGAGCCCUUCCGUGACCCAGCCUCCCCCUAUAUCCGCAUCCUCCGCGGCCCAAGCCGCGGCAACCUCCGUCGUCUUACCUGCCCCAUCAACCCCACCAGCCGCGCCUGGUCCACCGCCACCGCAGCCCCCAUCCGACUCGCGGGUUGCGCCCUCCGCAGCAACAGCUGCCUGGGGAGACGGGCAGACCGAUAUCAGCGACGGUAACCCUGCCGCACCGGGCAGUAGCAGUAGCAAUGGCCGCAGCGCCGCGGCCGCAGCGGCACGCUCCCCUAGUCCUUCACCUUCAUCAGCCCCUGCAGCUCCCUCCCCACCGGCUGGUAAAAUGAACGGCAACAACAGCAGUCCCAAGCCGGCCUCGUCCUCGUCAGAUCCACAUCCCGGCGGUAGCAGCGCCGCGGCCGACACCGCCGCGGCACCUGCAACACCGGCAGGGCCUUGUAUCGACUCCAUCAGCGGAGGAGGAGAUGCUGCAGCGGGUAUUACUGCCGGGGUCACGAUGAUGACGGCGGCACCGCCAACACCGCAAACCAUGUCGGCGACGCCAGAUGCGCCGUCGCAAUUAACAACAGCGGCUCCGCCAGACGUGCCGACCGCCGCCUCCGCAGCCGCAGCUGUAGCACCAACGGCUCCAUCGAGCCCGGGGUCUACCCAACCGACUGGAGCGGGCAUACCCGCUGCUGCCAACGCGGCGCCAGCGAGCAGCAGCAGCUCGCCGGCAUCCCCCAGCCACUCGCAAUCCGCAGCCACAGCCCCGUCGGUAACAUCGCCGCAGUCGCCACCGCCGCCGCUUCAAGCCGCCGCUGCCCUGCAGGCCGUAGGGGGAGCCUCAGGUAGCGGGGCGGUCGUGUCGCCGGCGCCAGGAGCUGGGACCGGCCCCCCACCAGCACCACCGGGCUCCAUGGGCGGUGGCGCCACCGCCGCCGCCACCGCCGCAACCCUGGCUGCUGCUCCCGCAGCCGCCAGCCCCCCCGCCGGGGGCCCAGUAGGGACAGCACCGCCUCCUUCCCCGCCCGCCGCCGCAGCAACGCCUCUGGCAGCGGCAGGAGCGCCCUCCACCUCCUCCCCCCCACCGCCGUCCUCCUCGGCCGCCGGACCCGGGCACGCCGCCCAUGCCGCUCAUGCCGCCGCUACGCAUCACCCCCCAACCUCAACCUCGCCCCCUUCCUCCACGGCCGCCGUCAACGCCGCCACCAUCAGCUCCGCCAGUUCGGGUUUCCAGCUGCGACCCAUCCACGUGGUCAUCUUCGCGGCCAUCUUUUUGGGCGGCGCGCUGUUCGCGGCCCUGACGCUGCAGUUUACCGCGGAUUUGGACUUCCAAGCGGCGGUUACGACGGUGGUACGGCGGGUGACGCGCAGUGUGGCCUUCCGGCAGCUGUGCGUUAUUGCGGGUGCCAUCUGCCUGGUGCGCUUCGGACUGAAUAACGUGUUGCGGGCGUUGGCCAAGUUCUCGUCCAACCCGGUUCAGUGGGACAAGUCCAAGGUGUACUACAUCCUCAAGGAGGUGUACCAGCCACUGGAGCUGUUGCUGUUCAUCGCGGCCAUAUGCACCAUUGCGGAUUCAUUCGUUCCGCAACUCAUUGCCGUACCGAGGUCCACUGUGUCAACGGUAGUUCGCUCCACUCUGUCAGUCAGCUUCAUUCUGGGGGCAGCCACCGUGGUGCUCAACCUCAAGUCCAGGUUCUGUAAGGAGAAUGCCUGGCAGAGCGAGAUGAACGGCGAUGUGACGGCGCAGCGGCGGUGGGAGGCGUACGACAAGUUGGGCACGUUUGUCAUCUACACCAUCACGUUUGUCCUCGGCAUCCAGGCGCUUGGGCUCGAAGUCACCUCCGUGUUGGCCAUCGGAGGUAUUGGUGGUCUCGCCAUCGGUCUGGCGGGUCGGGAGAUCUGUGAAAACAUCCUCAACGGCUUCCUCAUCAUGUCCACGAGCCCGUUCGAGGUCGGCGAUGAGGUUCACUUCUUCCACUCCAACAAGGUGGUGGAGGGCAUGGUGCUGGACAUUGGCUGGUACCGCACCACCAUACGCUCCUACGAGCGGGAGGUCUUCGUCAUCCCCAAUGCCGUGUUCUCCAAGAACAUAGUGCUCAACAUCACGCGCAAGAACCGCGAGUGGCGGUUUUUCGAGAUGAUCUGCGUGCGGGUGCAGGACGUGCACAAGGUAAACACCAUCAUCCAGGACAUCCGUCGCAUCGUUCGUAACGACCAGCGCAUCAUCACGAAGCUGCACCGCCGGAUCUUCCUGGACAAGCUAACCCACGAGGACUGCCGCAUAUACGUGUCCUUCUACGUUGAGGCUCAGAACCGCGAGUCCUUCAUGGCGGUGAAGCAGGACCUGCUGCUGGCCUUUGUGGACUGUGUGGAGCGCAACGGGGCCAAACUGGCGGUCCCGAGAACUACGGUUCAAGUGGAGCCCGAGGUGGUUGAGGCGCUGUCGCCCAUGCUAGGAGCCGCCGCGGCUAUGGCGGCGGCCAAGGUCACCAUGGACGUUCAGCAGGCGGCGGGGAAUGCCGCUGCCGCGGCUGCGAGGGCCCUCACAGAUGGCCGUACCAUUACGGCUGAGGUGACGGCGGUGCCGUCGACGAGUUCGCCGUCCAGCGGGGCAGGCGGUACGACGGCUACGUCAGGCAAGGCAGCGGCGACGGCAGCGGGGCCGCCGGGGAGCCCGGGCAAGAGCAUCGGUGGCGGCGGCGGCGGUAACGGCGGCGGUGGCGGCAGCUCGCCUGGCUCUGUGGUUGUGACGGCGGAUGCAACGACGGCAGCGACUGCUAGCGGCGGCGGCGGCGGCGGCAGUGGCGGCGGAACCGCACAGGCUGCGCCGCCGGCGCAGGGAUCCUCCAAAGCAACUGCCGUAGCUGCAGGUGCUAUUGUUAUGCCCAGCGGCGGCGCUGGUGGCGCAGCUGCCGGCAGUAGCGGUAGUGGUGGUGGUGCUGCCGCUGCUGGCCAAAUUGGCAGUGGUGGUAGCUCCUCGCCACCCGCCGUUGUCGUACAGCUGGUUGACACGUCAGCCCCGGGCACUGGGGUUGGCUCCGGAACCGUCGCCACGGUCGUCACCCGCUUCAGCACCCCGCCGAAACCGACCCAGCCAUCGCCCGCUACCGCCUCUGCCUCGGCUGCAUCACAACCUGCUACAGCCGCUGCCUCGGCUGCCGCUGCUACAGCCCCCGCCGCUGCCAGCGCAGUACGGCGGGACAGUGUCACCGCCGCGGACUUCGUUAUGACCCUGGACGUAGAGGAAAGCGAUGCGGAAGAGGAAGACAGCGUUGUUACCGUCGCCAGUAGUAGCAGCAGCAGCAGAAGCGGCAGCAGCAGUGCAGGCGGUGGCGGCGGCGGCAGUAGCGGCGGCAGCAUGGUCAUCCUGGCCAGCUUUGACGACUUGGACGUCACCCAACCCCCGUCGCCGUCGGCGCCGCCGCUGCCCCCGUCGGCAGGAAGCUCAGCCGGGACAGUGAACACCACCGUAGCGACGAGCAGCAGCAGCAGCAGCAGCGGCGGCGCUCCUUCCGGUAACGCAGCAGUCCCCGGUGCUGCUGCCGCCCGGGCGUCGGCGCAACCCGUCGUACUAGCGGCGGCCUCUGGCGGCGGUGUUAGCAGCAGCGGAAGCUCUGCCUCCGUAAAGCCCUAA